Molecule: messenger RNA, 804 nt
Organism: Orbilia oligospora ATCC 24927
Lineage: Eukaryota; Fungi; Ascomycota; Orbiliomycetes; Orbiliales; Orbiliaceae
Exons: 1
Coding region: 1-804 (267 amino acids)
Source: RefSeq, a predicted model, not a curated record
AUGAAUUCUCACGGCGGGUCUCAACGAGGUGGCGGUACGCCACCACACAACUUCGGCGGGGGGAAAAGCAACUACAACAAACACUAUACGGGAAUGAUUCCUGAGAGCGAAGAGAUAGGUAGAAAUAGUGAUGAACAUAGUAAUCCUUCCGAAGGGAGUGGGGGCACGAAAGGGAAAGGAAAGGCCGCAUAUGACUCUGCCUACAGAAAAAAGCAACAUGAGCCAAACCAGGAAGCACAGGCGGCAAUCAAAGAUGUAGUCCAACGGAGUUUACAAAGGCACUUGCGCCAGUACCUGGGAGAUAUCGUGGUUCCUGUAUCAUACCACACAGAUCCAAACGCCAACAUGGGCAGUAAAUCCUCAGGUCGAAAUAGGUAUGUUUGGGUCUGGGAUGUUCACUGCGACGUAGCUAUGAACAGUGGACAUUUGGUGCUAUUCAACGACACAAUUCUCAAUAAAAAUAAGAUGCAAACGCCCUCUAGGUGGACUCCAUCGAAUACGAUGAAACUCAGCGAACUAAUCGAUAACAAUAUCCUGAUACCCCGUCUAGUCUCACACGUCAUGGAGGGAAUUACGUCCGGUCUGCUCCCUACUAAUUCCCCGAAGACAUCUGCGGAGCAAAAUCCAGUUGAGCAUGCGCCGGAGCCUUUUAACCCUCCUCAAUACAAUCUGGAACAGGAACUUCUGUAUUUACAGAGUCAACUAGAACUUCAACCCGCACCCCCUGAGCAACAAUAUGGCCUCGCGGGCUAUGGUUCUAGUCAAACCUUCAGCAACGUUACAAACCGUAAUUACAAGAAGUAA